AUGGAAGAUCAUUUGGCGGAUUUCGGAGCUCUUGUUAAAAUGCUUAUAACUCCAGAACAAAACGACAUGAUUGAGCAUCAAGUUGCUGAUUAUAAAACAAAAUUAGAUGAAUUACAUCGUGCUAAAGCUUCAACUGUAGAUAAACUAGAAAAACAAUGUGUUAAUACAAGUGUUCCUGGAGAUGGUCUUUUACUUUCAAAUGUAUCAAAUUAUGUUGAACAUUUAUUUAUAUGGCGUAUUUUAUGUCAAUUAAUGAAUGAAGAAGAUGAUGAUACAAAUAUUCAUCCUGAUUUUCAUGAAUUUAUUUCAUAUUUUUAUCGUUUAAUUAAAUUAUCUGUUAAUAAAAAAUUAUCUUCAAUAGAAGAAUUUAUUAUUUGUCAAUAUGCAUCAAUUCUUUCAACGUUUGAUAUGCUUGAUAUAUAUCGUCGUAAAUGUAUUGAAGCUAUAGGUCGUUGUAUACUUGUACAUUUUGGACAAUAUGAAACAAUAAUUGAACAAGCAUUUCAACUUGUUCAUCGUAUUCAUCCAUCAAUAGAUAUAAUUAAUGAACGAUAUCAAUUAAUAACAUAUACAUUAAAUGGUAUUAUUCAACGUUGUCAAAAUGAACAAUUUGAAGAAUUAACAUUUAUACAAUGUAUGACUAUAGCUAAAGUAUUUGUUGAACAAGAAAAACAACUUGAAUUAAAUAAUACAGAUUUAAAACAAUUAUUUGAUUCAUUAAUAAAUCGGGAUAAAAUCGAAAAUAUCUCUUUAAAAUGUCAAUCAAUAUCAACUUUUAUUGAUGUUCUUCUUGUUCAUGGUCCUGAUAUUUUAACAAAUAUAAAUUUAUUAAAUUUAACAUCUUCUCAAUUUACAACACAAUAUUUUUUAAAUCUUUUCGAUCAACAAAAUAUUGAAAUAAAAACUACUAUUGUAUUUGGUCUUAUUAAAUUAUUUCUUAGUUCUCGUCUUGAACCAAAUAUUGCUUUACUUGAAAUUAUACUUGAUUAUCGUUUUUCAAAUGGUUAUCGAUCUAUUAAUCAAUAUCAACGAGAUGAUAUAACUUCUUUCUUCUAUUCAAAUGUUUUACUUACUGAAGAAUUAACAUUUGAUCUUGUUUCUCGUUAUCUACCUUUUGUAUCGGAUAAUAGUACAAUAGCUUAUAAAUCAAUCUUAAUUGAAUCAAUGUGUUAUUUUUGUAUUGAGUUACUUUCUUUACCAACUUUACCAAUUGAUAAAUCAAAUGAAGAACAUUCUCAUUAUCAUCUUGCAAUAAAUCUUCUUGAAUCAAUUCAUAAUUCAACUAAUAAUCAUACAUCAUUUAUUAUAAAAUCUUAUUUAAAUACAAUAAAACAUCUUCAAUUUCAAUAUAUGAAAAAAGAACAAUUACAAAUUAUUCUAGAUUCAAUUAUUCGACUUCGACAAUAUCCAAAUUUACCAUUAAUUAUAUCAAAUUCUAUAAAAAAUAUUGAAGAACAAAUACAAUC
Rotaria sordida is the source of this 1466-nucleotide messenger RNA. The record is from the annotation of a GenBank genome assembly. NCBI's taxonomy places the organism in Eukaryota, Metazoa, Rotifera, Eurotatoria, Philodinida, Philodinidae.